Chironomus riparius is the source of this 1742-nucleotide messenger RNA. The record is from the annotation of a GenBank genome assembly. NCBI's taxonomy places the organism in Eukaryota, Metazoa, Arthropoda, Insecta, Diptera, Chironomidae.
ACAAAACAAAACAAAUUUUUCACUCCAACUUAAAUCAAUUAAAAAUGACGGAAAAACUCAAAGUGCUUGUUUGUGGCGACAUUGAGUCUAAUUUUGAUGUGAUAUUCGACAAAGUUAGGAAUUUAAACAAAAAAACACCUUUUGCAUUUCUUUUAUGUGUCGGUAAUUUCUUCACAGAUGGAAAUUAUGAAGCAUUAGAAAAGUACAAGUCAGGAAUUAAAAAUAUACCAAUUCCUACAUAUAUCCUUGGCCCAAACUCAAAAGCACAAGAGGAAAUUUACAAUAAACUCAACAUCAACGAAACAAACAAUGAGAUCUGUCCAAAUCUUAAUUAUCUUGGAAGGAAAGGAGUUUAUACACUAAGUUCAAAGUUUACGUUGGCAUAUUUGUCAGGCAAACAAGUUCCAGAAGGUGAGGAUAAGGAACCAUGGCAGUUUGAUAAGAAAGAUGUUCUAGCUGUAAGAAAUGCAGCUCUGAAAAAUUUCAGUAAUAUUGAUGAUUAUCGAGGAAUCGAUUUCCUUUUAACAUCACAAUGGGCUGAUGGAAUUACUGAAAGUGAAGAGAAAGACACUUCAAAACUUGUUUCAUUUUUAUCUCUAAAUGUCAAGCCAAGAUAUCAUUUUUGCGCACUAAAUGAUAAACAUUUCGAGAAAUUGCCAUUUAGAUUACCUGCAGUCAAUAUAAGAAGUAUUGAGCCUGUUUCAAGAUUUAUAUCACUAGCCAAGGUUAAUAAUCCAGCGAAGAGCAAAUUUCUGUACGCUAUGAACAUUCAGCCAUUAAUUGAAAUGAGACUUACAGAGCUAAUGAUGAAAUCAACUGACGAAAUAGAAUGUCCUUAUAUUUCAAUGGAUUUCUCUACAGUCAUUGGUGAGGAGAAGGAAUCUUCUAACGCACAAUUCUUCUGGGGAUCACCUAGUGACAAUAAUGAACAAAAUAGGAGGAGACAACGCAAUGAUCAGCAACAAAAUAAAAGAUUUAAGCCAAUGAUUGAUCAGGAUAAAUGUUGGUUCUGUUUACAAAGUCCAGACAUCGACAAGCACUUAAUCAUAUCAAUUGGUGAGCAUUUCUAUCUUGCUCUAGCCAAAAGUCCUGUCAAUGAUUACCACGUAUUAAUUAUUCCCAUUUCACACAUUCAGGCAGUUUCUCAUCUUACAGAUGAACUUUUUCAAGAACUGGAUAUAUUUAAAAAGUCAAUUAAAAAGUUUUAUGAGAGCCUUAACAUGGUUGCUGUAUUUUUUGAACGAAAUUAUCUAACAUCGCAUUCAAUUGUCAAUGCUGUACCAAUUUCUCAUGAUUUAGAAUGGCAACUACCUGAAACUUUGAAAGAUAAAGCUGAAGAGUUUUCAUUGUCGUUUGAGACAAUCCCAAAAAUAACAUCACCAAAGGAUUUACCAGAAAAAGGAGCAUACUUUAUAGUCGAAUUUGGUCAAGAAACUCAAAUUACACGCUCAAUGAAGCACUUUCCGAUAAAUUUUGGACGAGAUUUUGUAUGUGCUGAACCAUUAUUAAAUUGCGAAAGCAAAGUUGACUGGAAGAACUGUAAAUUGCCUGUUCACAUUGAAGAAGACUUGGUCACUAAAUUCAAAGAAGCAUACAAGCCGUUCGACUUCAAUGACAAAGAAGAUGAUAGUGAUUAAAUGUAAUUACAUAUAAUUUUAUAAUCAUUAAUUACCAAUAAAUAAAUUUAGACUUGUUUUUAAGUCUGUCGCAUUUGUGACCAAAAUUUUUUUUUUUUAUUUUUG